UGCGUUGCUGAGUGAGAACGAGAUGCUUCAAGGGGAAACUGCACAGUCAGGAGGAAGACUUCAGGCUACAGAACAGCACGCUGAUGACCGAACUCUCCAAGCUGUGUACGCAGAUCGAGGAGCUGGAACAGGAGAACCAGGGUCUGAAGGAAGGAGGAGCCACGUCUGCCUCCAGCGCACCACCCAACCCCACAUCCAGUCCUGUCGAUGGAGAGAUGCUCCGCCUCCAGGCCGAAAACUCCACCCUCCAGAAGCAAAUGAAAGCCCUCCAGGAGCGCUACGACAAGGAGCUCCAGAAACAGGCGGUCGCCCAGGGCAACCAGAGCGCUACCACGGAGACAGACGGCUCAGCCGGCGCCAACGGAGUCUCUGAUGUCACAGGGAGAGGGGAGGAGCCGGCCGCAGAGGGAACCAAUGAGAGGCUGGAACAGACCGAGGCUCAGCUGGAAAACACCGAGAAACAGCUGCAUGGCCUGUCAGAGAAGAGCGUAGAGAAGAUUGUAGCUAAGCAGGCAGCGCUAGGCUGGUCGGCUGCUCUCUGUCCAAUAACUCACUGCUUUGGACCAGAGCUGGAGAUGGCCCUGAACACGGAGCAGGAGGAGAAGAGGCUGCUGAGGGAGCAGAUCCUCAACCUGGAGGGCGUGAGGAUAGCCCCCCCGGAGAGUAAUGUUACCGUGGAGGAGGUGCUGUUGGCGGUUGGUGAACAGGUUUCCCCUUUAUCGGUUCCCUCCACGCGGAUUACCGUAUCUGGUGUUCCUCCGUUCAUACCCGACGAGUUGUUGGGGAAUGAACUUCAGAGGUUUGGAAAGUUUGCGAGUGGAUUUAAAACGGUGACUUUAGGAUGCAAGGAUCCCAAACUGCGACAUGUGCAGUCUCUGAGGCGGCAGGUGUUCAUGUUCCUGGACUCGCCCACACAGACGCUGGAGGUGUCCUUCAGAGUGAAGCAUGGUCAAGGCUCUUACAUGGUGUAUGCAAGCUCUGGACAGUUGAAAUGUUUUGAGUGUGGGGAUGUGGGACACAAGCGUUUUGCAUGUCCACACAGACAGCAGGCGCCGACUGCUGGCGAGGCUGCGGCGCCUGAAACCCCGGCCGCGGAUGAGGCUGGCGGCCCGGGGGCGGAUGAUGUUGCGCCCGUGACGGGUCCGAUGUAG
Messenger RNA from Perca flavescens (yellow perch), 1151 nucleotides. RefSeq lists its product as uncharacterized. NCBI's taxonomy places the organism in Eukaryota, Metazoa, Chordata, Actinopteri, Perciformes, Percidae. The coding region runs from base 84 to 1151 and encodes 355 amino acids. The transcript has 7 exons. Gene Ontology annotation, molecular function: nucleic acid binding; zinc ion binding. The record is from RefSeq and is a predicted model, not a curated record.